CGUCUUAAUGUUCUAUCUUGUUCUGUUAUUUGCCGUCUUACACGAUGUGGUAUUGAGUAAGCCCAAUAUUAUUUUUAUUCUGGUGGAUGAUUAUGGAUUUAAUGACAUUGGAUAUCACGGUUCAGAGAUCCAUACCCCUAACUUAGAUAGCUUGGCAAAUGAUGGAGUUAAAUUAGAAAACUAUUAUGUACAACCAAUAUGUACACCUACUAGAUCCUGUCUGCUGUCUGGAAGAUAUCAGAUUCAUACUGGAUUGCAACAUGGGAAUAUAGCGCCAUCUAUCCCGAAUGCCUUGCCAACCGAUAGUCUGACUAUAGCAGAUAAAAUUCAACAGGCUGGAUACAGUACACACUGUGUUGGGAAAUGGCAUCUUGGUUUCUACAAAAAAGAAUUUCUUCCAACAAGACGAGGAUUCGAUACAUUUUAUGGUUUUCUGGUCGGUUCUAAAUCCCACUAUCAGCACAGACGUUGUCACAAAGGAAUGUGCGGGCUUGAUUUUAGACAAAAUGAACGACAAAUACGAACCAAUCGAGAAUAUUCGACUACUCUGUUUUCACGACGAGCUGUGGAUAUCAUCAAUAGUCACCAAUCGUCUCAGCCUUUGUUCGUGUAUGUACCAUAUCAAGCUCCUCAUUCUCCUCUACAAGCACCAAAGAGAUAUAUUGAUCAAUACAAAAAUACCAUUCCGGACAAAAAUAGACGACAGUAUGCAGGAAUGGUUUCUGCUAUCGAUGAAGGUGUUGGUAAUAUAACGAGAGCCCUAAAGAGAAAGGGACUCUGGGAUAAUACCAUAUUUAUCUUUUCAACAGAUAAUGGUGGUCAAAUCAGUAGAGGUGGUAAUAAUUAUCCAUUGAGGGGAAAUAAAGGAGGUAAUUUUGAAGGAGGAAUACGUGGAGUAGGAUUUGUGUGUGGCGGACUGGUUAAAAAUAAAGGGACAGUAUCUCAAGAACUUAUGCAUGUUACUGACUGGUUUCCAACACUUGUUAAUCAGGCUCAAGGAAAUUUCGUAGGGGUAAAACCUCUCGAUGGUUUUGAUCAGUGGAAUUCGAUAAGUGGAAGAGAGAAGAGCCCUAGAGAAGUCAUACUACAUGGCAUUGAUCCCUUAGCACGACCGCAGGGUAAAUCGUUAUUAAACAGUAGUUUUGAUACGAGGACAAAAGCUGCUAUUCGAUAUAAAGACUACAAACUUCUGACAGGAAAUCCAGGGUACAAAACUUAUAAUCCAAACCCAAGAACAGGUUUGGCAAGAAAAAUACCGGAAGAGUCAAGAAAGAAAAACGUUUGGUUAUUUAAUAUAAAAGACGAUCCUUUAGAGACAACUGAUUUAUCAGCAAGACGUCCACAAAUAGUAAAGGAAAUGUUAGAGAUGCUAGCUCAGUUUGAAAAAUCUUCUGUACCUGUAAGAUAUCCGCGUAGUGAUCCACAGGCAAAUCCUGAAUUACGUGGUGGAUUCUGGGGACCAUGGCGUUAACGAAUAUCAUUCUCCACUACGCAUGUGCUUUCAAAACUCUCUCUAAGGAAAUU
Molecule: messenger RNA, 1524 nt
Organism: Mytilus californianus (California mussel)
Lineage: Eukaryota; Metazoa; Mollusca; Bivalvia; Mytilida; Mytilidae
Product: arylsulfatase J-like
Exons: 8
Coding region: 8-1471 (487 amino acids)
Source: RefSeq, a predicted model, not a curated record